Cynoglossus semilaevis (tongue sole) is the source of this 10506-nucleotide messenger RNA. It is a transcript of the gene macf1b, whose product is annotated as microtubule actin crosslinking factor 1b. Bases 1746 to 8087 code for a protein of 2113 amino acids. The transcript has 40 exons. Gene Ontology annotation, cellular component: intermediate filament; cytoplasm; membrane. Gene Ontology annotation, biological process: intermediate filament cytoskeleton organization; wound healing. The record is from RefSeq and is a predicted model, not a curated record. NCBI's taxonomy places the organism in Eukaryota, Metazoa, Chordata, Actinopteri, Pleuronectiformes, Cynoglossidae. Gene Ontology annotation, molecular function: calcium ion binding; microtubule binding; structural molecule activity.
ACAGAUAGUGACUGUACUGUAACUAUGGGAACUCUAGUGCCUGUGUGCACAGACUUCAAGUGUGCCUUUGUGUGGCUGAGACAAUCAGGGUGCGUGCAGGCAUGUUUACUGUACAUGCAUGUAUGCAUACAGUGGAUUGAUUGAUUAUUUGGUUGGCUGGAGAAAGACAUUAGAAAGAAAAAAAGACAAAACACUGAUUAUUAUUAUUAUUAUUAUUAUUAUUAUUAUUAUUAUUAUUAUUACCUGUAUGCAUGCCUCAUCUUUUACUGAAGAAUAAUUACUUUUUUUUGACACGUGGUACAAACACCUACUCAAUACAAACACCAAAAAUGUUUAGUAUGACCAGUUUAAAAGCCAGGAAAAGGCCCUUGACUGUUGCUGAGAUGAUGUUUGCAUACAGUAUGGUUGCCAUAUGGACAAUAUUGUGACUUUUGAAAUGAGGCAGGAUAGAAUUUCACCAUAAAGGUUCUUUCUUUGCGUUCCCAUGCAGUGGCAGAGAAAGGGCUUCAGUAUUAUCUUCCCAUUCCUCUCUACUUUGUGUGUUUCCUGCUUCUUUGUUUACCGGCCGGGGUUGUAACGCUGGAAGUGAGUUGAAAAGUAAUCUGAGAUGUUUUACAGUAAUUAGUCGUCUUUGUUGCCUCUUCUGGAAGCUACCGCAUUGAGUCUGAAUGGGGGAAUGAGGGGGCUGCAAGGGGGAUGGUGACAAGUGUGUGAGAGGGUGACUAGCAGGGUGGGUGUAGGUCCCGUCUUUUGUAGCCUGCACUUCUCUCGUUCACCAGCGAGAGCGAGGAGAAGGGCUGAGGCAGCUGUCACUUAACAUGUGAAUGUUCUAAAGGGGGCAGCCUUGGGGUCUUUAGAAACCUCUUCUUUUUUUAUGCCCGCCUACCCACCCUGUUUUUCAAGCAGGAGCUGCAUGGAGUUUUUGAGCCGCAAUCAGACUUAGAGGAGGGGCUUUAAAGAAUGAGGGGCGAGGGGGAGAGUGGGAGGAAAAACCCAGAGGAAGGUAAAGGGGGCACUUUGCCGCCUGAGCGCUUGGUACAGGAGCAACCUGAGCAGCAGCAGCAGCAGCAGCAGCAGCAGCCGUGCCAAUGGGAGUGACACCAUCCUCUAACAGAAUGGAACUAACCAGUACAAUCUGACCUCCAUGUGAAAACUGCUCCUGGUUGGCAAGUGUGGGAGUUGAACUGAGCCGUUGGAAUACAUUGUCUCCAUCUAUCCCAUCAGCGGCAUUAACAAGGAAGGAAUGCCUCUAUCUCAGCUCCCACAACAAAGAAGAAAGGGAGAGGAGCAGAGCUGGUGGGAGGAGAAGUGAUGUGAGGGGAGGGGUGCACUGUGAGGGGAGAGGAGCACAUUGUUUGCCUGUGACUGUGGGCAACGGAAAAGCAUGAGUUAUCAGGGCAUGUGUUUGGAAAGUGUGUUUGUAUGUAAGCAUGUGUGAAUGAGUGACGUGGACGCAGUGGAUUUUGGAGUGAGUAUGCUAGUGUGUGUGUGUGUGUCAGUGUGUGUGUGAGGAGCCUUCAGUUUAGGAUGUGAGGGCAGCGAGAAUGUUCAAAGGAUGCCCAAACAAAGCUGGACUUUUUUCCCUUCUUACCUCUUUUUAUGAACGUUGAUUGAGGAUUGGCUGGAUUCCUUUACUCAUGCUGUGCAACUCAAAUCUGCUUCAGGGUAGCCGAAGAUCUCCUUGCAUGCAUGGCCGAGGGGCCUUAUGUCAGAUAUUACCUCACUAGCCUCUGGGCUGAAGGAUUAUGGGUAACCUCAUAAGCCGGCCCAGCUGCCUGGGACAGAAGUCCAAGCAUGUGAGGACAGACGAGGACUUCCUGAAAGAGUGCUACCAACGGAAAAGAGAGUGGAAGCCGCAGGAGCAGACUGUGGAGACCAAACCAGAAGAGGUGGUCAAAGAAAAAACCGCAGAUGUUGGGGAGAUUGUUAAAGAGACAAAGACAGAGGAGCUGGAGGAUAAGAGGGACGACAGGAGUCAGACCCCGGUCUCGGACAAACCUCUCCGCAGCUCUCCAGCGUCCACAAUCAGGAGUAACAGUACUCUGGACACUGGCUGGCACAGCAGCCCUUCACCAAUAAAAACGUCUCGGAACGGGACAUUGACAAGGAGGACAGGACCCCCAGAGUUUUCCAGAUCCCCUUUGGCAUAUCCUGACAGAACUGCAGCCGAGAGAAGAGCAAGUUUCCAGAGGAGAGACUCCAGAGAAGGAAGUCCAUGGUCUUGGAAGACUGUGGCCUCACGUGAAGUCACCGAGGUGACGGAGGUGACGGAGACCAUCAUAACUGAAAUUGUUGAAGUGACGGAGUAUCCGACGGGCAAUAAAGGAGGCAACCCAGUAGUCACCAGAACUGUUAGAGUCCUGAAUGGAGUGGCGGAGGAACUCGCUGAGCUCCAAAGUGAUGGACACUCAGAUCAAGACCAAGGCAAAAUGGUUAAAUGGAGGGGACCAAAAUCCACUCUGGCUUUGAAGGACAAUGCGACAGACUCUGACACGUUUCUCCAAAACCUGACGGCUCUGCUGACAUGGAUCAGUGAGAUAGAGGAGCUCACAGCCAGUCAAAAAGCCCCGUCAUCGGAGGUCAAAGUGGUAAAAGCACAACUCCAAGAACAAAAGCUCCUGCAGCGCCUCCUCACAGACCGUCGGCAUAGCAUGGACUUCAUGGUGACCGAGGGCCCUCAGAUGCUUGAGGCCCACCCAGGAGAGGAGGGGGAGCAGACAAAGGUCAAGCUCUCCACUCUUGAACAGAAGUGGGAGACCUUGCAGAAGGCGGCCGAGCAGAGGAGGGCAAGUCUGGAGGUGAUUCUGCCCAGGGCUCAGGUCUUCCAGGAAGAAGUGGACGGCCUUCAACAGUGGUUCAUAUCUGUAGAACAAGAUCUGGCUGAACUACGGAACGCUGAGAGAGUGAUGCUGCAUCUGUCGGAGGCCGCUGAUCGAGCCAAGGCUGUUUUCGAAGAGAUACAAACCAAAACCACACAGCUGAGCAGCAUUCAGAGGUCUGGGCAAGAUCUGAAGGACGCACUUUCAGAUGAAGAGGCCCAGCAAGUGCAGGAGAAGAUGGAUGCUCUACGUAUUCGAUGCUCUGUGUUGAGUCUGAGCAGUCUGGAUGUGCUGCAGAGGCUGGAGCAGGCCCUGGAGGCCUCCAGUCACUGCACGUCCAGCCAGGAGGACCUCCACCUGUGGCUGAGUCGCAUUGAGAGGGAGCUCCUGGGAGCAGCAGGAGCACAGACACACGCUGGAGAUGCAGUACUGUGUGCAGCUGAGAGACAAAGGCUGGAACAGGCAGUGCUGAAGGAAAUGGCCUGGUUCAAAAACACAUCACUGAAUUUGGAAAAGCUGAGGACCGUAAAUCUGGACCGACAGCUAAUAGAAGAACAGCUGAAUGAACAGAAGAUUUUGGCAGUGGAGAUUCUCCAGCAUAGGUUCAACAUUGAGAAGAUGGCAAAAAUAGCUGAAAUUCUACUAACAUACAGUGACGAGGGCGAUGGAAGUGAACUCCAGACACCCAUAGAUGUUUUGCAGGAGAAAUGUAAUGCCACCCUGGCCACCAACUCCCACGUGGUUCUUCAGUUGGAGCACGCUCAGUUGCUGCUCCUGCAGUUUGCAGAGAGCCUCACUGAAGUUUUGCCCUGGUUGAAAGAAACUCAAGGCCUCAUUGGACAUCUCUCCCUGAGCACAAUUAGCUAUGAAGCAUUUCGGGAACAACAGGACCUCCUACAGGGUCUGAGGGAGUCAAUAGCAGAGCACAGACCUUUGAUUGGACGCCUAUGCUCUUUAGCGAAACGCCUGGCAGAACUAAAUCCCAUUCAGGGUGAGGAGUUUUGUCGAAAGGCAGCAGAAGCUGAGGAGCAACACAGAGCGAUAAGAGACCGUGUCAGAGAGACAGCCAGUCUGCUGGAGGAAUCACUGCCACGAUUCACGCAGCUGAAUGAGAGGAUGACUCUGAUCAGAGAGAGCCUGGACCGCCUGUGCAGUCGCAUACAGACCCCCACAUCCCUUCAAGGCCUCACACCGAGGAUCCAAGAGCAGCUGCAGGACAACAAACACACCCUGUCUGAGCUGUCCAAACUACAGCUGGGCCUCGGCAGUGUUAAGACUCAGGCAGAUGAGCUGCUGGCAAACACACAGGCUGCCGGUGAUGCAUCCAUUGGCACAGCAAUCCAGGAGCGAGUGUCUGGCCUGUCUCAGCUGUGGACUGAAACACACACUCAGGCCCAGGAGAGGGAAAGCUGGCUGCUCAAACUCUUGGAAAUUGCUGUGAAGUUUUGGAAUGAUGUUGGUGAUGUCACAGCUGCUCUCAGUGAUGCGCAGCAGGCAGUUGUGGACCUUAACGGUAGUCGGACAGACUGCGAAACAAUUCGCCAGAGCCUGGAAACGAUGCAGACUGUCGGGGAGGAUAUUGACAGUUUACAGGGAGACCUGGAUUCUCUCGCCAUUGUUGGAAUGGACCUCAUGUCAGCAUGUGGAGAUACAGACAGACCACAUGUUACCAAGAGCCUAGAUGAACUCUACUGCACCUGGAACAACCUCAGCAAACUGUGGAACGAGUGUCACAAAAAGCUGGAGGACUCCUUACAGAUGGCGCUGCACUACCAGGACUCUAUGCAGGGUCUUUUUGAGUGGCUCAAGUCCGUUGAACUAAGGUCAACAGAGGAAUUCAUGGUAGGAACAGACUUGGAAUCAGUCAAAGAGCAGCUGUGUAAUCUUAAGGAGUUCAAGAGAGAACUUUAUCAGAAGAAGAUCGAGAUAGAAAGCCUGAACCACCGCUUCGUUUGCCGACUGUCUCCAGGCUCAGAGCGGCCGGGGUCUGUGUCUCCGCUGUGUGACUUCAGAAUUCGCUGGGACAGCCUGGAGUCAGAGACUGUCAGCAGACAGCAUCAGCUGGAGUGUGCUCUGAUGGGUCUGGGUCAGUUCCAAAACACGUUGGAUGAGCUGCACACGUGGCUCUCCCGGACCGCAGAGCUGCUUCAGGGCAGCCAGCCAAUCAGCAUUGACCUGCAGGCCUGCGAAAUAGAGUUGGCCAAACACAAGGUCUUGCGAAAUGAUGUCAUGUCUCAUGUUCGCACAAUGGAAUCGCUAAAUAAGGCGGGCAGGGGACUGCUGGAGGUGGGGUCUGUGGACAGUCCACAUGGUCUGCAGUCUCGCCUAGAGCAGCUUAAUGAAAGCUGGGAGUUUGUUCGCUGUGAGACUGAGCGGAGGCAGCUGGAACUGGAGAACAGGCUGAGUCAGGUCCAAGAUGUUAGCAUGGAGAUACAGGAUCUCCUGCACUGGCUGGACAACACAGACCUGAGGUUGUCGUCCUCUAAGGCCACGUGGGGAAUGCCAGACUCUGCAAGUGAAAGGCUGAGUGCACAUUUGGAAUUGUGCAACGAGAUGGACUCAAAGCUUCAUGCCUUCACUGAUGUAAAGAACGCCAUCUACAGGAUGCUCGAGAGUGGCAAUGUUGUGCGGGGUUCAAGCGCUGAACACAGUCUGUCUAUGCUUGAACAGAAAUGGGCGUCUGUUUACAACAAAGUCCAAGAAAGAAAGGCUAAACUAACAGAGGGAUUAAGUCUGGCCAAGGAGUUCCAUGGUAAUGUCCAGGAACUUCUGACUAAGAUGAGCAAAUGUGAGGAGUCUAUCGGGCUCCUUCCAUCUCCCAGCUUUGUCCUGGACACUGUCUGUGCUCAGCUGCAGGAUCACAGAACACUCUUGAAUGAGGUAAAUGGUUACUGUGAGAAGAAGACCACAGUAGAGAGCACUGGCUGCAGACUGAGUGCAAUGAGCAGGAAGGAGGACUGUGAUGUCAUCCAUAAUCUGAUAAUGACGGUCCAGGAUCGCUACAAAAAGCUGCAGCAGUGUACCUCAGAGCGGGGCAGGACGCUGGAGGAGGUCAAAAAGAGUGCAAAGCAGUUCAGUGAAUCUUGGCACCUCCUACUGGACUGGAUGACUGAAGUGGAGCAGACGUUGGACACGCAUAAAGAGAUCGCUGUGUCUCAUGAGGAGAUUAAACAGCAGCUGACUGAACAGAAGGAGUUCCAGAAGAUGCUCAGGUCAAAGAGGCCAAUGUACGAAGCUACGCUGAAGAGAGGUCGGAGUCUCCAUGAGAGAGCGCAGACCGGCCAUGACAGACAGCACCUGGAAAAUCUGCUGGCUGAACUCAAAGACACGUGGGACACAGUCAGUGGGAAGUCUUUGGAGAGGCAGCAUAAGUUGGAGGAAGCACUGCUGUUCUCAGGCAGAUUCACUGAUGCUCUCCAAGCACUGAAUGACUGGUUGUACAGAGCAGAACCUCAGCUGGCUGAAGAUGUUCCAGUUGGAGGAGACAAAGAUAUAGUGAAUAAUCUGAUCGACAAACACAAGGCUCUCCAAAAAGAAUUGGGAAAGCGAGCUGGAUGUAUUAAGACCCUAAAGCGUUCUGUGAGGGACCUGACCAGGAACAGCACAGCUGAUGCUCAUUGGCUACAGGAGCAGAUGGAUGAACUGGAGGGUCGGUGGGAGGAUGUGUGCAAACUGUCAGUCAGCAAGCAGGACCGGCUGGAGGCGGCACUUGAGCAGGCCGAGAAGUUUGACACUCUUGUCCACUCUUUCAUGGAGCGCCUCACUGAAGCAGAGAGAAUACUAAAAUAUGGAAUAAUACCUGAAGAUGAAGAAGGUUUGCUUGCCUUCAGCAAACAACACAAGGAGUCAGUGAGUGUCCUGCAGUCUCAGACUGUGGAGCUGGAGAGCAUCCAGUCUCUGGGUGAGAAGAUUCUUUCUUCCUGUCACCCUGAUUCUGUGAUCACCCUAAAAUCCUGGAUCAGCGUUACAAAAACUCGCUACGAGGAGGUUCAAACAUGGGCUCAGCAGCAGGGCCAGAAGAUUCAGUCCAGCUUGGCAGCACUGGAUGCAGAAAAGGAAGAAUUGCAGAGACUUCUAGACUGGAUCUCCUCUGCAGAGGAAGCCCUGACCCUCAGAGACCAAGAACCUCUGCCAGACACCACAGAGCAGAACCAGGAACUCAUCGAGCAACACAGGGUGUUUCUGGAGGAAUUAAAUAAAAAAGUUCCAGAAGUUGAACAUGCUACAAAGUCCUGCAAACACAAGAGUAUUACUAAACAGCAAGUGUCUCCUAGUAAAAGACCUUUUUUCAAGAGGAAAAGCACCUUGAAGAUGCAGCCCUCUCUACCAGUUCCUCUGGAGCAUCUCGACCCCCAGACUCCACAGAUGUGUCAGCUGGUCUCUCAGUGGCAGAAGCUUUGGCUCCUGACCAUGGCCAGACAAACCCGUCUGGAACAACACCAGCAAACACUCAAAGAGAUAGAGGAAUUUGCAAAUUUCGACUUUAACAUCUGGCGGAAACGGUACAUACAAUGGAUCAGUCAUUUAAAGUCACGCAUUUUAGAUGUGUUUCGAAGCAUCGACAGAGACCAGGAUGGACGCAUCAGUCAGAAGGAGUUUGUGGAUUACGUCCUUUCUUCCAAAUUUCCUACCAACUCUUUGGAGAUGAACGCUGUAGCGGGCAUCUUUGACAUGAACAACGACGGCUUCAUUGACUACUACGAGUUUGUAAGUGCCCUUCAUCCCAGCAGGGACCCCUACAGGAAAACACUGGAUUCAGAUCAAAUCAACGAAGAGGUGAGUCGCCAAGUUUCCCAGUGCAACUGUCCCAAGAGGUUCGAAGUGGAGCAAAUAAGUGCCAAUAGAUACAGGUUUGGUGAUUCUCAGCAGUUGCGAAUGGUUCGUAUUCUGCGAAGCACAUUGAUGGUGAGAGUGGGAGGAGGCUGGACUGCUUUAGAUGAGUUCCUGGUCAAGAAUGACCCAUGCAGAGUCAAAGGACGAACCAACUUAAAGAUCAAGGAGAAGUACUUGUCUCCAGGUGGAAGCUCUUCUAAAGGUUUGACAGUUAGUAGAUCCAACUCCAGCCUCAGCCUCUACAGCAGUGCCUCGGCCCCCACCAGCCCCAUGACACGCAAGGCAAAGGCGUUACUCCGCAGAAGUUUCUCAGGUGAUCGCUGCAUCCGUCCCAGGAGUUCCAUUGCUGCUUUGGAGUCUGAUUUACAGUUCGGCACAACAGGGGAGGAUGUGUUGUCCACACCGUCAGACGAAGCUGAGAGGUUACCCACAUGAUCACCUGGGCCCCUCACAACCAUGUGCACGCUGCAUCCAAACACAGCCUUGAGGGGUCUGGAAACAGUGAUAAGCAGUAUCAGUCACAUCCGAGACUCAGAUCCUGACAGAGUGGUACAAAGUUCAAAGGUACACGGUUUAUUCAGCUUUGAAAGGCCUCCAGGAAGAUAUUGAGAGGACAAUGAGGAUAUUGAUUUUUAAAUAAUAGUCUGUGAUUGCAUCGUGUGUUGUGGAAGGUUCUGCAUGGAUGCUCUCUGCAUGAAGACAGAGCCCUGCGUGAUAUUUUAUUUUUGCAUUAAAAGUGAUUUAAUGUUUGGGAGAGAAAUUGUUUUUGUUGACACACCUCUUAAGGACAUUGUACACAUUCAUUUGACACUUGUAUCAAAUUCAUUGAAGCUACAAGACUCCAUCCAUCCCUUUGAAAUUUUUUGAGGGGAGGGGGUUGUUUCAUUCCUUGAAGACGACGUUGUUGGCAGGGCCACACUGUUUUACAUUCUGUGAUGCCAUAUUUUGAAAUACUUGUGUAUUUUUGUUGCUAUCCUGUACUUCACUGUAAGAAUGUGUAAUGAGCAACGCACCGCAGUGCAGCAGGUCAUUGUUAAUUUGUAGAGAUUGUUUUCUCAGGAUUGAUUUUGCCUUUCAUUGUGUUUUCUUUGGGAACAUUACUGUGAAAGCGUAGAUGUCUAGGUGGUUUUAUGUGUAGCAAUACUUCCCCACAGCACAUUUUGUUUAUUUGUUUAAAAAUGCACUUUUCAUCAUUUGACUACUGAUAGCUUGUUAGUGGGGAAAAUGGCAGAUGUGAGCUGUGGAAUGAGGGCUGUUUCUUUUUUUUUUUUAAACAUAAACCAAACUAGGGUUUGUGUUUCCUUUUUCAUUGCAGAAUGCACUGGAGUUGAUGUCUAAUUGUUGAUGAAACAAGUGGUUUUAAAAGCAUAAAGCAGUUAAUAUCCAUUUUUGUCACUUUUCUGGCUUUGGUGUCUGCUUUUUAUAAUCCCUUAAGUCUGGUCCAUUUUUAUACCUUACUCAAAAAAUAUUUAGGGACUAUCUGUAAAUACACUCACCCCGAGAGUGAAGCAACCGCCCCACAGUCUUUCUAUGCUUAAAAGACUGCUCAGUGUUUUACUGUGUGUGGACUGACUGCUUACUUUGUACCUGAGCGUGAUUUGUACUAGAUCUCUUAUGGACAAAACAGCUGCAUAUCUACAUAACUGUAUUCAUUCUAUGCAGUUGUGAAAAAAAGAAUUUUUAAAGUCAAAAGUGGUUUUACAUGCUGAAAACAGCAUUUUCUUUUUGCCUCAGUGUGAUGAUGUUUGAAGAGUGAUAUUUACUGUACUGUACUGUAAGAAAAGAAAUAGCCAAUUUCACUACUCUUGCUAUGCAGCCUAACCUUUCUGUACUGUAAAUGUUUCUAAACCUAGCUCUAUUCAUUAAGGGACUGUAGAUGAAUGCUCAUCAUUUGAAUUACACUUGUAUAAUAAAUUCAUCAGUUUUGUAAUAAAUCAUUGCCGUUGUUGUUUAUACUGAACAGUAUACACAUACAGGGCUUGUUUGAAAAAACAAAAAUGUUGAAAACAGUUUAAAAAGUUGACGUUAUACUGAUUUCAAUACUUUUUUUUCUUUCACUUUUCUACUGCUUACAAACUGGGAUUCCAAUCCGCCACCCUCCAAAUACAAGCGCAAUCCCUCAACCAGUGAGCCGUGCGACCCUCUUCUAUGUAAAGUGUGUAUUGUGAUUUCUUGCAACAGUGCAACAUCCGGUUCAUUCAGUUAAGUUCUUUUUUUUUAUCACUUCCUUUAGUUCAGUUGUGUCACACUUGCGUCAUUCUCAUGCUUCUUUUACCUUUAUGAAGAGGUUGUCCUUCUGUAAAUGUCACUGCCCACAUUCUCCCAUGAGUAUGUUGUCAUGGUUGUUUGCAGUGCAUCCACUGGGGGGCAGACCUCAACUCUUUCUUUCCUGCCUUCAGACCUAAAUUGAGAGUUCUCACCUUUUGUGACAUGACUGUACUAGUGUGGAACACACUCUUCUGUGUUCCUUUCUGGUUGCAUUUGAAAAUGCUGAAUUAAGCACAUACUGAAUACAAACUACUGUUUAAAAAUUUCCCUGAGCUUAACUACUAAAUCGGUUCAUUAUCUAUUGUUAUUCCUUCCUGAGUGGGGCACUAGAGCCAAUCCCAGCUAUCUACGGGUGAGGGCGGGUACACCAUGGACAGUUCACCAGUCCAGGUACACGUAUAGAGACAAAUAAACACUCACAUUCACACCCAUGGACAAUUUAUUUUAAUCAACACAGAGAACAUGCAAACUCCACACAGAAAGAUCAAUCAGGGAUCAAACAACGUUUCCCUCCGUGAUAAUUACUUCACCUUCCUCAUCUGUGUCUAAACCUGUAUCUAAAAAAGGUUGUCUCUCUCACUAGUUA